AUGACUAACCUUGCUAAACAGGAAUUUCUCCCUCUCCUCAUUUCUGGCCAAAAUUAUAUGGCAUGGGCUCGCGAUGUUAAAAUGCAUCCGGCAUCAAUGAGCUUGGGAAAUACCAUUGCCCGGGAUAAAAAUUCCCCGAGCCAAGAUCGUGCAAAGGCCAUGAUCUUUUUGUGCCAUCACAUUGAUGAGGCACUGAAAAUGCAGUAUGUCACGCUGGAAUCCCCGCUUGAAUUGUGGGAGAGAUUGAAAGAAAGAUACGAUCACUUGAGGCUGACAUUAUUGCCAAGGGCACGAAGUGAAUGGCAAAGCCUACGGUUUCAGGACUUUAAAACAGUCCAAGAAUAUAAUUCUGCAAUGUUCAAAAUAACAUCACAGCUGCUCCACUGUGGCGAAAAUAUAUCUGAAUCUGAUAUGAUGGAGAAAACUUUCUCCACUUUUCAUGCCUCUAACAUGGUUUUGCAGCAGCAGUAUCGCGAAAGAGGCUUCCAGAAAUAUUCUGAGCUGAUCACCUGUCUUUUGCUGGCCGAACAAAAUAACGAAUUGCUGUUGAAAAAUCACGAAUCUCGGCCGACAGGUGCAAAUCCAUUUCCAGAGGCAAAUGCAAUACAACCGGCAAAUCUGUUGCGUGGCCGUAGGGAAGUCAGAAAUCAAAGAAUUGAUCGUGAUCAAAAUUAG
Andrographis paniculata is the source of this 675-nucleotide messenger RNA. RefSeq lists its product as uncharacterized. The transcript has a single exon. The record is from RefSeq and is a predicted model, not a curated record. NCBI's taxonomy places the organism in Eukaryota, Viridiplantae, Streptophyta, Magnoliopsida, Lamiales, Acanthaceae. The coding region runs from base 1 to 675 and encodes 224 amino acids.